CUUGUUAUUAAUUUAAGUGUUCACGGCAUUCGUAAAUAAAAUACUUGCUUAAUACAUUUUGAAUCGUGCAUCGUCUUACAAACUUCUUUCGGCCAAACAAAUUUCUACGAUUACAGCAAGUAAAGUCAGAAAUCAGCGCAGAUGACUAGUAGAACACCCGAUUACCGGAUUACAAAAUAUUAAAACAUUGAAAAAAUAAUUCUGCACCCACGCAAUGAAAAGAAAAGAUACUGUAAUACUUCUCUAAAAGGUUUUUUUAUUAAGAAAAUCUGGUCACCUUACUAAUAUUCAGCCUCAAUAAUUGUUAAAAUUUAUGCAAAUAUAAGCACAAGGAAACGAUCGGUUUGGCUGGCUUGAUGUUUCUUUCGUAAAGAGAACUCGCGUCAAAAGCAGACGGUUUGCUGUUUUCGCAAAGAAGGAGGAAAAAAGGAUAAGCUUAUUUAAUUUUGUGGAAAGUUCACAUUACAUUAUUGCCUUCGACUCUUGUCUUGAUUUGUUCUUUUCACAAUGAAUCCGCUUACAAAUAUGAGAAAUGUGCUAAAACUAAGCGAACUGGAAUUGCGAAGGACAUCAGAGAAGGGAUCUUGGCAUGACAUGUAUAAGAACUCUGCGUGGAUAUUUGUGGGAGGUUUUCCAUAUACCUUAACUGAAGGCGAUCUAAUUUGUAUAUUCUCCCAGUAUGGUGAAAUUGUUAACAUUAACUUGGUACGCGAUAAAGAUACGGGUAAAUCCAAAGGGUUUUGCUUCAUAUGCUACGACGAUCAGCGUUCUACGAUUUUGGCAAUCGAUAACUUAAAUGGAAUCAAAAUUUUAGGAAAUAGCUUAAGGGUCGAUCAUGUAGCAGAUUAUAAGCCACCGAAGGAAAAAAAUAAGAACAAAGGAGGGUUUGCGAAAUAAUGCUGAAAGUUAUGUUCCUGUUUCGCGGCCGUGAUGAGGUAUGUGACAAAGACGGAUCUACUUCUGUAAACUUCGGAGGCACUUGUAAUCUAAUAUUUGUGUAUACAGUAUUCAAUUUUUGGCUUUUAAUUCCAUUUUUUGCGCUUAAAUACGAUCUUGAUAAAUAGCUACUUA
This is a messenger RNA of Glossina fuscipes, 1071 nucleotides long. Its product is annotated as RNA-binding motif protein, X-linked 2. The record is from RefSeq and is a predicted model, not a curated record. Lineage: Eukaryota; Metazoa; Arthropoda; Insecta; Diptera; Glossinidae. Bases 508 to 897 code for a protein of 129 amino acids. Gene Ontology annotation, biological process: mRNA splicing, via spliceosome. The transcript is spliced from 5 exons. Gene Ontology annotation, cellular component: precatalytic spliceosome; catalytic step 2 spliceosome; U2 snRNP. Gene Ontology annotation, molecular function: RNA binding.